This is a messenger RNA of Lolium rigidum, 1537 nucleotides long. RefSeq names its product VAN3-binding protein. The record is from RefSeq and is a predicted model, not a curated record. NCBI's taxonomy places the organism in Eukaryota, Viridiplantae, Streptophyta, Magnoliopsida, Poales, Poaceae. Bases 66 to 1253 code for a protein of 395 amino acids. The transcript is spliced from 6 exons.
AGCACCACCCUGUAUAAAUCUCCUUGAUCAGUUGCUAAAAACUUCUGGUCGAACUAGCUGUAGCCAUGGAGCCGGACAGAGGCUCGGUUGCGAUUGAGCGCGAAGAGCCACCACCAUCGAUGGACCUGCUCUCGAGUGCAUGGUGCAGCUCGGCGAUCCAAGUUCUUCAGACGGGGCCGAAGGAGGAUUGCUCGUUGGCGCUGGUGGAGCACCCGGUCGUGGCACUUGAGGAUGAUAGGAGAGACCUGUCGCAGAGCGACCGCAGCUUGGUCGUCGACAGCAGCGGUUACGGCGGGACGCAGUCGCAAUGGAAAUACGACGAUCUGAAGUCGUGGAUAUGGCUGCAGAAGGCAAUUCAUCCGGAGCUGGACUAUGACAACAAGAAGAAAUGGCUCCCGCGCAAGAUGGCGGCGCCGUGGAGCGGCAUCUCGCUGAAGAAGUGGGUCAAGGAGCGGAAGCAGAAGCGCAAGGAGGAGGCGCGGCUGCAGAGGGCGGAGGUCCACGCCGCGGUGUCCGUGGCCGGGGUGGCGGCCGUGCUCGCCGCCAUCGCCGCGGAGAACUCGGCGCCGGGGAGGCGUGGCUCGGCCUCGCCGUCCAUGCGGGAGACGUCGGUGGCGUCGGCGGCCGCGCUGGUGGCGGCGCAGUGCGCGAAGGUGGCCGAGGCCGCGGGCGCCACGCGGGACCAGGUCGCCGCGGCCGUCCGCGCCGCCGUGGCCGCCACCGACGCCAGCAACGUCGUCACGCUCACCGCGGCCGCUGCCACCUCGCUGCGGGGCGCGGCGGCGCUGCGUGGGAGGCGCGGCGGCAGCGGGCGCCAUGGGCAGAGCGAGAGGGGUGACCAGGCGGGGUCGGCGCCGUGGCAGGACGACCUGGACUUCGACUUCAACCACGCCAGGUCCAAGGCGGCGCUGGCCAGGGGCGACGAGAUGUUCGUGGCGAUGCCGGACGGCAAGUGGAAGCUGCACACGGUGUCGGCGGCGCCGGACAGGAACGGCAAGCUCGUGCUCCGGAUCAAGAAGAUGAGCCUCGUCAUGCAGGCCUUCUCCAACGCCAGAGAAUGCAUCGUCCAUGACGUGAGCCCGUGCGCCCCGGAGAAGGCGAGCCGGGAGGAGGACACGACGUACCCGAUCGAGGUGGCGACGAGCAGGGGCAAGGUGGAGCUCCGCGCCGACGACUACGCCGUCUACAAGAGGUGGGUCACCACCGUGACGCACAUGAUCACCUCCUCCACCGCCAUCACCAUGCGCAACUGACAUUCCACCCCGUCGGAACUGACCGCCCGGCCCGUCGACCCAAACCGUAACCGACGGCCGGAAUUUCUAUAAAAAAAAGAACAGUUACUAUACUACAGUCGCGUACGAUGCGACCUCCGUGUUGAUCAGCUCGUGUGUUUCGGUUUCAUUCAGGCUUUCAGAGCUUCCUGCAGGCGCUGUAACGAAGUUUAGCCGGUCCAGCUAUAGCUAGCGUCUGGACCUCGUAGUAUUGUGCCGUGGAAAAUGUUUCUUCUCCUCUCUUUUUUCAAGUGCUGAAGCUUUCA